Messenger RNA from Helianthus annuus (common sunflower), 4304 nucleotides. RefSeq lists its product as uncharacterized. The coding region runs from base 84 to 4280 and encodes 1398 amino acids. Gene Ontology annotation, molecular function: transmembrane receptor protein tyrosine kinase activity; ATP binding. The transcript has 10 exons. Gene Ontology annotation, cellular component: plasma membrane; plasmodesma. Gene Ontology annotation, biological process: protein autophosphorylation. The record is from RefSeq and is a predicted model, not a curated record. NCBI's taxonomy places the organism in Eukaryota, Viridiplantae, Streptophyta, Magnoliopsida, Asterales, Asteraceae.
CCCAAUUUUAGGCUUUUAAAUUUAUCUUAACAAUCCCUCUACCCUUUUCAGUUAAAUCAGGUUUACCUGAAAUUUGAAACAUUAUGUCGAUCCUCCAACAGUUGGGUCACUUAAGGAUCCCAUUAGAAGAUGUAAAACAGGCCACCAACAACUUUUCCGCCGAAAAUUUCAUCGGAUAUGGCGGCUACGGAUUGGUGUAUAGAGGAGAGCUUUUACACUCGGAUGGGCUUACAAUGAUAGCUGCAAAGCGGGUUGAUCCAAGAUUUAAUCACGCAGAAUAUCAUUUCCUAAGUGAGAUCGAAGUUCUUUUGUCUUAUAAACACGCAAACAUUGUCUCUCUUAUUGGUUUUUGUGACGAGUAUGAUGAAAAGAUCCUUGUCCAGGGUUUGGUGACACAUGGAAGCCUUGACCAGUAUUUAGGUAGCACAAACCUCACAUGGGUUAAGCGCCUCCAAAUUUGCCUUGGUGCGGCUCGUGGCUUGAGUUAUCUUCACAAUGGUUGGGAAGGCCAGAGUGUUGUUCAUGGCGUCGUGAAGAGCAGAAGUAUUUUAUUAGACAAUACAUGGCAACCAAAGAUAGGUGGUCUAGGGCUCUGCAUGAUUGGUCGAGUGCGUCCUAACAUUUUUGUCAAAGAUGGAUUUCACACACCAGGCUAUGUUGAUCCAACAUACUUGAAAAAUGGGGUUAUAACAACGGAAUCAGAUGUCUACUCUUUUGGGGUGGUCUUAUUUGAAGUCCUAUGUGGCCGGGAGGCAUUUGAUAGGGACAUGAAUAAACCUUUUCUUGGUCCAUUGGCGCGCACACAUUAUGAAAAGGGGACCUUAAGUCAGAUAGUUGAUCCCUUUCUAACGAAACAAAUGAACCAUGAAUCCUUGAAGGAUUUUUCAGCUAUUGCAUAUCAAUGCCUGGAAAAGCUUGGAACUGCACGUCCAACCAUGAUUGAGAUUGUGCAAAAACUUGAGAAAAUUCUGAGACUUCAACAAGAUUUUGAGAGGGCUUUGGCUUUUCAACAAGUUGCUCUUGGAUUAAAAGGAAAACCAGAACACAAAGCUGAUUCCUACAAGGUGAAAAACCUGGAACACAUGAAAAUUCCAUUAGAACAAAUAAAGUUAGCAACUCAUGAUUUUCAUGAUGAUUUUAAAAUCGGACGUGGUGGAUAUGGGAAAGUAUACAAAGUAGAUCUCUUCCACUUUGAUGUACAAAAAUAUUAUAAAGAUAAUAUACAUCAGAGAGUGUCGGUGACGGAACUCUUGGGCUAUCGGAGAAGAAAAAGCACAGUUGCUGUUAAGCGGUUAGAUCGUAAAUACGGUCAAGGAACUGCAGAGUUCUUGCAAGAAAUCUCAGUGCUUCCAUAUUUUAGGCACCAAAACCUUGUCACACUUCUUGGAUUUUGUGAUGAAGAUCAAGAGCGCAUUCUUGUCUAUGAGUAUGCCUCAAAUGGAAGCCUUGAUGAAUAUAUUUCUAGCAAUGAUAAUAAGAAAAAUUAUUCAUGGGCUCAACAUCUACAGGUCUGCCUUGAUGCAGCCCGUGGUCUUGAGUUUCUCCAUAAUGGUGUUGGAGAGCAUCAUAGGAUAAUUCAUCGCGAUAUAAAGAGCUCUAACAUUUUAUUGGGACAUAAUUGUGUAGGCAAGAUUGGUGAUUUUGGGUUGUCAAGAAUUGGGCCUGCAAAUCUGCAGGCCACAUUUGUCAUGACUCAAGUUGCUGGCACACUCGAGUAUGUUGAUCCACAGUAUCACAAGACAGGUAUGCUCACAAAGGGGUCUGAUGUGUAUUCGUUUGGGGUGGUUUUAUUUGAAGUAUUGAGUGGAAGAUUGGCAUAUUUUCAGAGGUCCAAAGAUGACCAAGAAUAUCUACUCCACAUGGCCAAACGCUGCUUUGAGCAGAAUAAGCUCAACGAGCUUAUCAGUUCUAGAUUAAAGAAAGAAUUUGAGAAAGGAUCUUCUACUUUUGAUGGUAACACCUUUCCAGAUUCCGUAAGCAUAUUUGCAAUAAUUGCAUAUAAAUGCAUACAAGAAAAUCGUGACGACCGUCCCACAAUGUCCCACGUUGUGGAAGAACUUGAAAGAGCAUUGAAAUCUCAAGUAAAAGGGGUUGAAGCCUUGAGAAUGUCACUUGAAGCAGUUAGAUUUGCUACACAUCACUUUAGUGAUAUCAUUGAGAAGGGAGUGUAUGACAAGGUGUAUAGAGGAGAACUCUCAGAUUCCAAAGGACAUAAAUCUAUUAUUGUAAAGAGACUAGAUCAUACAAUGGGUUCAUAUGAGGAUGAUUUUUAUAAAGAGAUUGCAAUUCUUUACAGUUUUAGCCACAAGAAUGUCAUUCCUAUUAUCGGAUUUUGUGAAGAGGCGAGUGAAAGGAUUGUUGUUUUUGAGCAUAUGGUUAAUGGAAGUCUGAAAAAUCAUGUGAAAAAUGCUAGUCUAACUUGGAAACAAAGGCUACAGAUUUCUAUUGAUGCUGCACGUGGGCUAGCUUACAUUCACAGUGGUUCUGACUCCCAAUAUUCAAUGCAUGGAGACAUUAAAAGCAGCAGCAUACUAUUAAACAAUGAUUGGGAAGCUGUUAUUUCUGAUUUCAUCAUAUCCAAAGGUGUAAGCACACUAGGCUAUUACGAUCCACUCUAUACUAGCACGGGCAUCCUAACACAGAAAUCAGAUGUCUAUUCCUUUGGUGUGGUUUUGUUUGAAAUCUUAUGUGGGAGAUUAGCAAUUGAAACCAUAAAAGUUGAUCAACAACAGCCAGUCAAUGGUGAUCAUGAAGAUGGCCAAGUGGUUUUUCUUUCACAGUUGGCUGUACAAUGCUUCAAGAACAAGAGACUUGAAGAAAUAAUCUUUGAUAAUAUCAAAGAACAAAUCGAUGCAAAAUCAUUGGUCGUUUUCUCUAACAUCGCCUAUCAAUGUUUGCAAGAACUUCCAAAAGACCGUCCAAGAAUGGUUGAUGUUGUAAAAGAACUCGAGAAAGCAUAUGAAUGUCAAGAUGAGUGGGAAUGGGAGCAAAAGCUGCCUAAAGAUUACAGGAAGAUAAUCGGGAUGUCAAAAUUUCCAUUAGCCAAUACAAGCCGAAAGAAGGAUCUCUGGUCUCUCCUUUCUUUGGGAAUUCUCCUUCACAAUGAUAAACUGUGGUUUUCCAUUAGCAUGAAUGGAGUGAAAAAUGAAAUGGUAUCAGCAAAAAUGUUUUCAUUCAAAAGUGUGAAGUGGAGAUCCAUAAAAAAAUCCAGGUUUUCGAAGGCUGCAAAGAUAUCAGACAACUUAAAUCUCAAUAUCCAAAUCCAGAUAAAGCCUCAACUUUUAAGUCCGGGGAUAAUGUAUGGAGCUUACCUAGUGUUCAAGUUUUGCAAUCGAAGAAAAGUUUCUACUAGACCAUUAUAUGUGAAUUUAAAAUACAAGAUGGCAGGUGAAACCUUAAAUGCAUAUUUUGCAAAGUGGAGACCUGGAGGCGAGUGGUUGAUGGUUGAAUUGUUCCGAUUUUGGAAUACUAAUGAAACUGUUGAUUGUGAUAUUUUACUCCAAAGCUUUUCUCAGUAUUAUUGCGGUAACUGGGGUAUUUUUGUUGAAGGAUUAGAGUUUAAUGCCAUUGCUAGUUUAGAAGAACAUAAAGAGAAUAACAAACUGAGCGAUGAAAACAAUGUCCAAAGACUCAUGAAACCUGAGUUGGACUAUCAGGAAAUAUUCAAGAGGUCUGAAUACAAUAUCCAAAAUACCCCUAAAGAGGAGCUAUGCCACCUGCUUUUCAAUGGGUUUCUUAUUGACAAGGGUGAAAAGAUAUUUUUUCUAAGCAAAGCGAACCAGAAGAAAUGCCAUAUGCUACGAGCAAAAUCAGUUAUAUGCGAUGCUUCAAAUGUGAAAUUCUACCGUAUUAAACCUGAAGCACAAUCAAGGUGCAUAUUUGAAGAUGCUGCUGAGAUUCUCUAUUACCAUGAAUUCCGCAUCAAAUGUGACGUUGAUACUCGGAUGCUCUCAUCGGAUACGUCUUAUGCGUGUUUCUUAGUGUUCAAGCUUUCAGAAAAAUAUCGCGGGCUCAAGUUUCCAGUAAAGGCACGAGAUCUUCUACCCUAUAUAAAGCAAAGAACCAACAUUAUUUCUUUCACUGCCCCAAGCACAGUGAAUUUAAACAAUAUUAAAUGGAUUCCAGAACAAAGGGAAGAUGGGUGGAUGGAGGUUAGAGUGUGGGAAACUAUAUCUGAUAGGCAUAAUGAGGAGUCUGUCCCCAUGGAUUUGAAACUAAUAAGUUUUGAAGGAAAUAUGUCUGGUCUUAUUAUAUCUGGAAUUGAGUUUCGUCCAAUGUAGAAUAUAUGUAUCAACAAGUUUCUA